UUGGGCCUGGGCCUCGUUCCUCCAGAAGCUCUCCUCCCCCUCCACGGCCGCAGAAAAACCCACGCGAAUGCCACUGCUCCUCGUCGCCGCGCCUCCUCGCAGCCAAAACCCUAGCACACGCCCCAAGCCACGCUCCGUCUUCGAGAGCCGCGGCGCCUCCAGAAGCUUCCGGGAGCGCAGCGAUGGUGUGGUUCCAGUGCGAGGACUGCGGCGAGAACCUCAAGAAGCCCAAGCUUGCCGGCCACUUCCGCUGCUGCUCCGCCUACAAGCUUUCGUGCAUCGAUUGCGGCGAGUUCUUCAGCCAGGACACCGUGCAGGCGCACACCCAAUGCAUCUCCGAGGCCGAGAAGUAUGGUCCCAAGGGACAGAGCAAGCCAUCCAAUGGUGUGCAGGGUAAGCCAGAUAAGCCAAAGCCAAAUGCCGAUGUUGAUAUCAAUGUUGGGCUAUCGACACGGCCUCCAUGGUUCUGCAGCCUAUGCAAGACUACUACCACUAGCAAGCAAACUCUCUUACUACAUGCUGAUGGAAAGAAGCACAGGGCAAAAGCAAAAGCCUUUCACGUUUCUCAGAAGCAAGCAAAUGGAACUGCACAGACUCUAGACGAGAAGGAAACUGGUGGUGUGCCAACAAAGGAACCUAUACAAGUAAAUGAUGGGAAGAGUGCUGAUAGCAAGGGAGAUGAAGACAAAGAUUCUGGGAAAAGGAAGAGAGUGGAUGACACGACCACAGAGGAGCCAGAUAAUGUGAAAAGACAAACUUUAUCGAGUUUGAGCAUCGGAGAGGUGAUACAAGCUGAAAAUGGAAAGCCAGAAAACAAAACAAAUAGUGAGCGUACUGCAGAUGAACUACCCAGUGGUGCUGACCGUAAAAAUGUUGAUAAACAAAAAAUCAAGUGGAAGAAGAUUGUUACUAAAGCACUGAAGACGAACCCGGAUGGAGUUAUGAAGCUAAAGAAGCUACAAAAGCUAGUCAUUAAGAAACUUCAGGAAUGUGGUCUGACUGAAGAUAAGGAGGGGCUCCGUGCUACCUUGAUGGAUAAAAUAACCUCAAGCUCCAGGUUUUCUGUUGAUGGAAAACGCAUUAGAUUGGUGGCGAAGAAUGAAGAAUCUUAGACUGGUUGUCAAUCCUUUUUUGCAAUUAAUUAAUGGUCUCAUUCUUGAGUGUCAACUUUCUGAUGGCUUGUAGCCAAGUUUUGGUUCAAUCGAAUGUAACGCAUGGAUCAUAUGUACAAUCCAAGAAGUACGGGAAUUUGGUAUUUGAUUUUUCUUUUUAAGCCACCA
Phragmites australis (common reed) is the source of this 1280-nucleotide messenger RNA. RefSeq names its product UBP1-associated proteins 1C. The transcript has 6 exons. Lineage: Eukaryota; Viridiplantae; Streptophyta; Magnoliopsida; Poales; Poaceae. The record is from RefSeq and is a predicted model, not a curated record. Gene Ontology annotation, molecular function: zinc ion binding; DNA binding. The coding region runs from base 183 to 1112 and encodes 309 amino acids. Gene Ontology annotation, cellular component: nucleolus. Gene Ontology annotation, biological process: negative regulation of transcription by RNA polymerase II; rRNA processing.